AGACCGGUGGGGACGGGGCGGGGCGCAGCUUUGCGGAGCUCUAGCGCAGCGCUGGGGUUGGGGGGGCGGCCGAAAGGGGGGAGGUGGUCGGGCCGCGCAGGCGGAGAUGGAAUGGGGCCCGGGCUCAGACUGGUCACGGGGGGAGGCUGCCGGCGUGGACCGUGGGAAGGCGGGGCUGGGGCUCGGCGGGAGGCCACCCCCGCAGCCGCCCCGGGAUGAGCGCGCCCAGCAGCUGCUGGACGCAGUGGAGCAGCGGCAGCGGCAGCUCCUGGACACCAUCGCCGCCUGCGAGGAGAUGCUGCGGCAGCUGGGCCGCCGGCGCCCGGAGCCGGCUGGUGGCGGGAACGUCUCAGCCAAACCUGGAGCGCCCUCCCAGCCAGCUGUCUCCACCAGAGGUGGCUUUCCAAAGGAUGCUGGCGAUGGAGCUACGGAGCCCUGACCAUCCCCGAGCCGGGUGCCCUGACAUCUCUCCCUCCCCGGGGCUGGUGGCUGGACUCUGAACAACUCCCUUUCAAUAAAGGGGCCAGUCUUCACUGGCAGUGGCUGGUACUUGGCUCUCAGCCUGGGGUGGCAGCUCUGCUAGCAGCUGGGUUCACUCCCAAUUCAUCCUGGCUGAAGGCAGUGCUGAGCUCUGAAAUGUAGCCAACAAAUACCCAGUCUGAUUACCCAGAUUUGGGCAGACCAGCAGUGCUCGCCAGAGUGGUCUGGCCUGCUUUGGGGGUUCCAGGUGGUGUUACAUGUCCAUUUCAUGCUUUGAGGGCACCUAGCCCCACAAAACACUUAUAGCAGAGCCUUGAUUAAAAGGAAACCUGCAGA
Molecule: messenger RNA, 816 nt
Organism: Hippopotamus amphibius kiboko
Lineage: Eukaryota; Metazoa; Chordata; Mammalia; Artiodactyla; Hippopotamidae
Gene: C1H1orf122
Product: chromosome 1 C1orf122 homolog
Exons: 3
Coding region: 107-439 (110 amino acids)
Source: RefSeq, a predicted model, not a curated record